Messenger RNA from Anolis carolinensis (green anole), 6211 nucleotides. Its product is annotated as vitellogenin-1. Gene Ontology annotation, biological process: lipid transport; cellular response to estrogen stimulus; response to estradiol. Gene Ontology annotation, molecular function: lipid carrier activity. The record is from RefSeq and is a predicted model, not a curated record. Bases 830 to 5992 code for a protein of 1720 amino acids. NCBI's taxonomy places the organism in Eukaryota, Metazoa, Chordata, Lepidosauria, Squamata, Anolidae. The transcript has 34 exons.
UCUCAUUCAGUACUAAUCAUACACUCUUCUCUGCUAAAAUAGAUAAUAUGCAUUUCUUUAGUACUUAAUAUCAAAGGAAACAGUAUAAAGGGAUCUCAACAGAGAUUUUUAAAAUUUUGCAUGAUGGUUAUUAUUAUUUGAUCUAUUUGAUUUCAUGCUUUUUAAACCCUCACUUUUUAGACAAUGUAUAGGAAGAGUGACCUAAAUCCUAUUCAUAAUGCUAUUUUUAAUUUUAUUGUUAAUACCAACUAUUGAGCUAUACUGCUUAUUGGAAUUAUAUUUUUUAUUAAAAUUUACUAGAAAUUUGAAAUUUUGCUGACAUUAUGUAAGUUAUGCAUUUAAAUAAAUGCAUACAUUAAACAUGAUCAUAUUUCAGAGCUCAGCCCAUUUCUUCUAAUCUAUAGGACAAGGCAAAGAAAUCUUAGUGUAAGAGCACUACCUUGAGAAGUUUAUGCAUGUAUAUUUUCUUCACCUUUCUACUUGAUUUUUUUUUCUUGAAUGACAUACUUUAUGCUAUUGGGGUUCAUGCUUAAGGGGCUGUAUUUAAUGAUAUCACCAGAGUCUGCCCCUGUAACAUCAAAAGAGGUUGUUCUUAUAUCUCAGGGUUUGCCCCUGAAAUCUCAAAGCCAGAGUUGCUUCUGACCUGCCCAAACCUGUGCCCUGGUUUUGUAAUGUUUCUUAUCAAAGGAAUGGACGUUUGUUGGGUCAAUCAAUAGUGAACGCAAAAUGUGCUAGUUCAUAAGAAAGUGUUGCAAAUUAAUCACAUGACCGUGUGUAAUUCUCUAUAAAAGAGAGAUCAAGCCAAACAGCUCUGCCUUCCCCCUUCACAAUGAAGGUCUUAAUUCUAGCAGUAGCCUUAACCCUUGUGGGUUGUCAGCAACAAAAUCAACAAACUCAAUCAAACAGAAAUGAAGUUCUCUCCUAUGACUAUGAAUUUGAAAUUCAGAAUAGAAUUUCAGGAAAAGGUUUUGCAAGUGCUGGAAUGAAAGUAAAAUGUAAAGUUGAUAUUGGUCAAAUUGAUGCAGAUCGCAAGUUUGUACAGACCCGCUCCUUUGAAGUAUUUGACUACAAUGGAGUCUACCCCUGGCAGACUUUCAUUCCCUCCCCAAAACUGACGGAACUGUUUGAAAGAGAGGUGAAGGAUGUGAUCACAUUUCAACACAGGAAUGGCCAUGUCGAAGAUAUCAGUGCUCCAGCACAAAUCUCAGAAUUUGCUUUUAACAUCCUCAAAGGAAUUUUGAAUCUACAUGAAUAUACCCUGAAGAUCGACCAGAAAAACUAUAAUUUAAGAGAGAAUGGCAUUGAAGGCAAGUGCAACACAACAUACUUCCUGAGAAAUUCGGAGAAAAAUGAUGAGCUCCUAGUAACCAAGUCAAAAGAUUUAACUGACUGUGAUGACAUGGUUUUAAAGGUUGUUGGUGCUGCAUAUGCAAUACCAUGCAAGUCCUGCCAGCAGAGAAACAUGAAUUUCCAGGCAGCUGCGACAUACAACUACACAUUUAAGGAUAUGCAGAAUGGAGACAGACAGAGGCUGCUUCUGGAAGCCAAUAGCCUUGAAAUACGUCAGUUUAGCCCAUUCAAUGAGUUAAAUGGAGGAAUUGCCCUAAUGGAAGCCAGCCAGAGAAUGGUAUUCACUGGUUCCCAGGAACGCUUGCCCACUAUACCUAAUGACUUGAAGACAUAUGGGUCACUUGCAUACAGUUUUAAAGGUGAACUUCCUUCACUUCCUAUCCAGUUACUGAAAAUCAAGAAUCGAGAAAAAGAGAUUGAAGAUAUAUUACAAUACUUGGCAGGCCACUCAAAUGAGAAGUUUCCAGUUGACGCUCCAAUAAAAAUUUUACAGCUUGUACAACUUUUCCGCACAGCAGAUGACAUCGAUUAUUUUGACUCAUUCUUUAAACGAUACUCUAACCAGCCAGCAUACAGGAGGGUAAUCUUGGACUUAAUUCCUGCUGUUGGCAAUCCAGUUGCGAUUAGAUUCCUAAGGAAUAAAAUGGAACAUGGAGAACUGACCAACUUUGAAAUAUCACACACACUGCUUGUAUUCUUCCAUUUCUGCAAUGCUUCUCAAGAAGUAUUAGAUGAAGCAAUGAUCAUUGUGACAGAUGUUCUUAAAGGUCCCGAAAGUGCCUAUCGCAGAGUUAUCACCCUUGGCUAUGGAUCAUUACUUAACAGAUACUGCUCUCCCUUAAAUGUGUGCCCUGACAAGUAUCUCAAGCCGCUGACUGAUUUUGCAACAAAAGCAACAGAAUCAUCUGAUAUAGAAGGAAUUAUUCUCGCUCUUAAAUUCUAUGGAAAUGUGGGUCAUCUAGCUGUCUUGAAGCCAAUUAUGAAAUUCAUCCCAAAUUCUCCAUCGUUUAUUGAUGUUAGAGUUCCUACAAAUGCAAUAAUGGCUCUAAGAAAUAUUGGCAGGAAAGACCCAGUAAGGAUCCAAGGAACUGCUCUUCAAAUAAUCCUGAACUACAAGAUUAAUGCUGAAUUCCGAGCUCUUGCUUCCAUGGUGUUGAUUGAAUCCAAACCAUCGCUUCCUUUGUUGAUGACUUUGGCUAAUUCUAUGUUGAACGAACCCAGCAUGCAGGUGGAAAAUUUUGUCUACACUCAGCUCAGUGCAAUGGCCAGAAUGAAAACUCCUAGUUUUCACGAGAUGGCUUCUGCCAGCAGAGCGGCUCUCAAAGUACUGGGCAGGAAAAUCCAACAGUCAGCAGGUUAUCGAUUUAGCCGAAUAUUCCUCUUGGGCACUUUCAGAGAAUCUCUUAUGGCUGCUAUGGGGGCUAAAUUUGUCUUCAUUCAUAAAGAUGGGAGCAUGCUCCCAUUCAUAGCAAUAGCCGGAUUCAGGACAGAUUUUCUUGGCCAUAUCCUUUUUCCUUUGGAAGUUGGCAUUACAAAUACAAAGUUAUCUGAUAUCUUAGAUAGGAUGUAUGGAAGAGGCAAAGAUGGCAAUGUACCCAGUGAUCUAAAUGAUCUUCUCAAACCGUUCUCUAAUCAGCAAACGGCUCGUGGAUUAUCUAUUGGAGAAGGAUAUAUAAAAAUGUUUGGCCAAGAAAUCAUGAGUGGGCCCUUCAAAACUGACAUGAUCCGUGAACUACUUCAGGGAUACCAAGGAACAACACCAUUUCCCUUGACACAGCAAAUUUUGGAUACCCUUAAAAUUCACAACACCCUUCAGUGGGACAAGAAUUUGAUGUCUGCAGAAAUCCAUCGUGCUGUGCCUACCUGUACUGGUCUCCCAUGGCAAAUCAGCUUGGUUCAUGUCUGUAACACACAACUGGUUGGAAAUGCUCAGUUAUCAAUAACUCCUGAGCCAACAUCGCAACUGACUUUGCCAGACAUGAUUAACAGCAACUUUAAAUUGAAAACCAAGCUGAAUCUCAGCAUCUUGAAAGAUAUGAGCUUGACAAUGGGAAUUAUAACACCUGAAAUCCAAGCUGUUCUGGAAGAAAAUGCUAAACUGACAGUAAAUGUCCCUUUGAAUGUUGAUUUUACCAUAAAUAUUAAAGAAAAGAUCUUCAAAGUUGAACUUCCACCAUGCAACCAGGAAACUGACAUCAUUUCUCUAAGGCUUAAAACAUCUGCUGUCACUCGCAAUAUUGAAGAGGCACCUGCUAGUAAGUCAACUCCUGUACUUCUCCCCGAGACGAUGUCUAACAUAAUAAAGCAGUCUUUUGAUUCUUCUUCAGUUGAACAGGAUAGAAGAAAGGAAGAACCAUUUUCAGAAAUCAGAUCAACAGAACAGAUCUACUCACAAAAACAAUCAGAACGCCACUUAGAUUCAAUUCGACAAACUAUGUGCUUUGAAACGUGUACAUUUGGAUGUAAAGCUUGCUUUGAGUCAGCAAAUGCAUAUGCUGGAUGUAUCUUAGGUGACUCUCUAUACAACAUUGUUGGUGAACAUGUUUUAAAAUUAACCCUCAAGCAAGAUGAUACAAGAGCACCGAUUGAGAAGUUACAAUUCACAAUUCAAGGAGGUGCUCAAGCUGCUGAAGCAAAGGUGCGGCUGCAGAUGAGAAAAGAAAGGAGCAGCAGCUCUGAAGAUUCUGACUCCAGCUCUGAUAGCUCAUCUUUGGCCAGAGAUUCAAAUAAAAACAUGAAUUUGAAGCAAGCGCGAGCUGAGAAUGAAGAAGGGCAGCAGGAACAUGAUCAGGAGCAUUACCAUAAUCAAAAGCAAUCUCCAGAGAAAAGGAAGAAGACAUUAUCUGCCCAUUUUAGGAGGAGUAGCAGUAGCAGUAGCAGCAGCAGCAGCAGCAGCAGUCAACAGCAAAAAGGGAGGAGCAGUGAUAGCAGUAGCAGUAAAAGUAGCCCCCAAACCAGCAGCAGCGACAGCAGCAGCAGUGACAGUAGCAGUGACACCAGGUCUAAGCAGCAUGGUAAAGGGAAACCCCAAAAAUACCAGAACAAGAAACGCGGAAGGAAUCAGUCAAGCAAUAAAAGGGGACGUUUUGAUGAAAGCAAAUAUUCAGAGAGACCUCCCACCAAAUACAAUGAAGAACGAGAGAGGCAAAGUUGGACUGACCUGUCUCCUCCUAGGAUACGAGGCCUGCAGUGGUCCAUGUUCAGCUUCAAGGAAAGCUAUCCCAGCCAGGAAGAAUCAAGUAGUUCAUCAUCUUCCUCUGAAUCAAGCAGCAGCAGCUCCAGCAGCUCCAGCAGCUCUAGUCCCAAAAGCAGCAGCUCCAGCCGCAGAAGCAGCAGCUCCAGUCGCAAGAGAAGCAGCAGCUCCAGUAGCAGAAGCAGCAGCAGCUCCAGUAGCAGAAGCAGCAGUGAUUCAAGCCAGUCACAAAAAUCUCAAAACCGUCGAGAUGAGCUUACACCUUACUUCACUGUUGAGGCUCGGGCACAUAGGAGUGACAACAAAGAUCAGGGCUACAAUUUGUCCAUGUACAUGGAGCAUGAAAGCUACAAUUUCCAUAUCAAAAUGAUUGCAAAAGAGCUUGCCAAAACUAAGUGGAGAGCCUGUUUUGAUAGCCAGGUGUUACCUUACAAAUUCCAGAGUUCUAUAAACUGGGGUAAAAAAUGCCGAGAUUACAGGAUUGAAAUGAAAGCUUCCAAAGGCCAAGUUGCAAGACAUCCUGCCCUGCAAAUGAACAUGAAGUGGACCAAGCUUCCAACCUUCAUCAGGGAACAAGCAGCAUGGGCUGUGGAAUACCUUCCUGGGAUUGCCUACCUUUCCGGCUUUACAGCAGUUUAUGAGAAAAAUCCUUCCCGUGAACUGAUGCUAAGAAUGAUUGCAACAACUCCAUAUACCACUGCUAUGAUCUUUAAAAUUCCUGGGGAAACCUUUUACAGAGAUAGUUUCUGUUCUCCAUUUAUUUUACCAGUUAUCCCAGGUGCAUAUUAUCAGCCUCCUCAAAUAACCAGCUUCAACAUUAUAGAUUUUGCUUCAUGGCUAGCCCAAGGAGAUCAAGCUGUAUGUGAGGUGGGUGAAGAUAGGAUUGUAACUUUUGAUGGCAAGAUAUUCAACACUACACUCAAAGGCCAGGAUUGUGAUCUACUAGUGGUUCAGGACUGCAACAAAAGUGUCAGUUAUCACCCAAAAUUUCGUAUAUGGACAAGAAAACCAGAUCCUGAACGUCCAAGGGAGAUUCACCUCAAUUUGAGUACUGUAUAUAUCAAAGUUUUACCUUCAUUGGAUACAUACAUUGUGCUGUUAAAUGGCAAGCAAGUGCUAGUGGACAAAUUGAUGUAUGAAGAUCCUGCAGCAAAAAUUAAAAUUUACAAAGAUAACACCACUGUUGCCAUUGAGGCUCCAGAGCAUGGACUAAUGAAUGUGACAUAUAAUCGAAUCCUGCUAAAAGUCACAGUUGCUUCAAGGAUGAAAGGUCAUACCUGUGGACUCUGUGGAGACAACAAUGGAGAACAAAGGAAUGAAGGUCUGAUGCCAAAUCAGGAGCUGGCCUUAAAUGGCAUUGAUUAUUUUCGAUCUUGGUCAUCACCAGACAACUGUGUUUCAGAAAGGACACCAACAUCAUCUGAGUCUGAGAAGGCAGAGAAAGCAUAACUCUAAGUGACAAGAACAUUUUGAAAACUGCAUUUAAAAGCUUCUUAACUGUGAAACUUUGAUACUCAAAGCAACUGGACAGCCACACAAGAAACAUAAAAUCAUAUAAUUACUGUUAAUAUGAACUAAUUUAAAUUAAAUGUAUUGUGUACCCAAUGUCAUUCAUAAUAAACACAUUACACAUUUAAUAAAUAAUUCUUUUUAUGUUGUUUCUUAUGC